GUUCGGAUCUUAUUGCUAACAUGUGCAAUGACCAUCGCCUUCGCGCCUGCUCUUCGAGGCUAUAAGACCGACUAUCGAGACAUUUCAAACUGACGAGAAUUAGCCGAUUUCACGGUGAAAGCGACAAUGAUGAUAUAAUUUUCAUGAUAGUUUUACCAGUGGUACGUUGACAUAUUCUGAAUAGCGUUUACAUCGAGACGGCGUUCACACAGUAGUCAGCGCCCACCGACUUGACAACUGGUGAUUCUCAUUUCAGUGAAAAUCCACAAAGACAUGUUKAUCUUAUUGCUAACAUGUGCAAUGACCAUUGCCUUCGCGGACAGUUGCAUUUUUCUUACCAACGAGAUCACAAUUGAAAGCGGUCCCAUCAGAGGAAGCGCGCAUCCAAUAGUUAGCAAGUACCUUGGCAUCAAAUAUGCGCAAGCAGACCGAUUUGAGAAACCUGUUAAYGUGACACCGUGGAACGACGUAAGAGACUGUGUGUCGUUUGGUCCUGCUUGCUAUCAACCCAGAUUUGAAGGUCCUUUUGGGAUAAGUUCUGACGAUAUGAGUGAGGACUGYCUGAACCUCAACGUUUAUGUGCCAAGCACUGCAAGCGUCCAACACCCMCUCCCUGUGAUGAUAUGGAUCCAUGGUGGCGGUUUCUUCUCAGGUUCGAACAGGUUGGCGGACGACAGCCAUCUUGCAGAGUAUGGAAACGUCAUUUUGGUUUCAAUCAAUUACCGUUUGGGGUUCUUUGGUUUUCUUCGUGACUCAGCAAGUGGYUUUGCAGGAAACUACGGUCUUUUUGAUCAGCUGGAGGCUAUAAAAUGGGUUAAUAGAAACAUCGGCCAAUUCGGAGGUGACCCAAGUCGUAUAACCAUAUUUGGUAACUCCGCUGGGGGUAUGACUGUAGGGCUUCUUAGUAUUUCUCCGUUAACCAAAGGAUUGUUCAAGUWCGCCAUUAUGCAAUCCGGAUCAUAUUUUAGUCAGCUUGCAUAUGUAAAGCCUUCGGAUGGYUUAUUAGAAAACAAAAGAAGCAACUUCAAUUGUCCUGKCGAUACAGACAUGAGGUCCUGUCUACAGUCCAUGGAAGCUGAAGAUUUAGUCCAAGCUAGCGCUGGCAUGGAAAUACAUAUUAUGCCAGUUGUAGAUGAAGACAUCCUAUCGGAGUCCGCACUUCGUAAUGGAGACUUCACACAAGAAAGCACUCUCAUGGGCGUGGCCCGCAACGAUGGAUCGUGUAUAACUAAUGCUAUACCGGAACUAUCUGAUGGUCCGAUUAAGCUUUCAACUGGAAACCUGAACUUAGAGACCUUUGAAGGAGCUAUCARCCUCACGUACGCAGGGAUACUUCGUAGAUUUCAUUACAUUGAUGUGCCCGGAUUUAAAGAGUUCUUUAAAAACAGAACAUUUCAAGAAUACCUGGGCAUAUCGAGGGGGAAUACGCAAGACGUAGAACACGCAAGACAACCGAGACCGGAGCGAAUACGAAAAAAAAUUAUUGACGUUGUGACAGACUGUGCAUUUGCCUAUCCAGCCAUUUCUGAAGCCAAUUUCUAUGCUAACAAAAGUCAAAAGAUCUUCUUUUAUCAGGCGGAAUAUGGCACGCGCAUUCCAAACUACUUUACAAUCCCACCUUAUUUGGAAAAUGGUUAUCAUGAAACGGAAAAAUUCAUGGCAUUUGGAUUUCUCGUCAAUAGCGGAGAACCAAGUUCACCAGAUAGCCGUCUGUCCUCUAAAGUCAUGAGGAUGUGGUCAAACUUCGCUAAAACCGGAGAUCCUAACAAUCCAAUAGCACUGGGGCUGAGCGAGAACAUCCAGUGGCCUGAAUACGAUGAAGAGACACAACAAUACUUAUCAAUCAAGCCAAACAUGACGAUCAACCGCGAAUUACGACCCGGAAAAAUGAGUUUUUGGGGAGAAGUCGAAUCCAGAUAUAGGUUAAUGCAGACGCAGCAAUCUAGCGAUUCGAGUUUCAAGAACGAAUCUUCCUUUUCGGCCGAUAAUGACACUUAUAAUGGAACAAUUAAAUAUUAAAAAACACUGGAAACAGGAUGAGGAUAUCAUCGUAUAUAUUAUUGACAAAGGGCAAUAAAUGAAAUAAUAAGUACUACUAUAAGAACAAAUUGACAUGGAUGAAUACACCACGUGCCAUUUGCCUUUCCAGGGCGAAUUUUUACACUUGAAGUCUAAUAAUGAAAAUAAUAAACGGUGUGCCAUGUCCUUCUUUCUCCCUAUCAUAACUGAAUAAGUCAGACUCCCCUCUACCCCCCCUUCCUCCCCAACGAAUUGAAGCAAAACGUUGAAUGUCACAACUUAUCUUGCUAUCGAAACAAUAAUGAAGAUCGGCCGAGAAUGGAUUGAAGUUUCGUCAUGUUGAAACUGUUAAUCCAUUGUAUGAAUAUGAAAAUGUUGUCUUAUAACCUUUAUAUAUAUAUAUAUAUGUUCUAAUGAUUGGAAAUUUUAUACGAACUAGGGUCCUAUAAAAUAAAACAUGCAUAUUUCU
This is a messenger RNA of Exaiptasia diaphana, 2488 nucleotides long. RefSeq names its product neuroligin-4, X-linked. The coding region runs from base 274 to 2019 and encodes 581 amino acids. The record is from RefSeq and is a predicted model, not a curated record. The transcript is spliced from 7 exons. NCBI's taxonomy places the organism in Eukaryota, Metazoa, Cnidaria, Anthozoa, Actiniaria, Aiptasiidae.